AUGGUGGAUUUUGGCAAAAUUGAAGCACGGGUGGUCAUGAAGUUCCUCUUUUCGCAAAGCAAAGGAGCAGCGGGAAUCCAUGGUGAGAAGAAGGAAGGCUUAAAGGAUGGCUGCCAAUCUUGCUCCAGAGUGAAAAUCUGGGUGUCUAGGUUUCGGACUGGGUACUUCGAGUUCACUGAUGAACCCCGGUCAAGACGGCCAACUUCCGAAACUCCAGGGAACAAGGCCAACGCUGUACACGCCAUGAUUCUCGAGAACCAAUGGAUUUCAGUUAAAGUCAUAGCUGAGACUCUGGGGAUUUCCCGUGAAAGAGUUGGCCACAUUAUCCACAAUAUUCUGGACAUGAGAAAGCUUUCCGCAAAAUAG
Molecule: messenger RNA, 366 nt
Organism: Octopus sinensis (East Asian common octopus)
Lineage: Eukaryota; Metazoa; Mollusca; Cephalopoda; Octopoda; Octopodidae
Exons: 1
Coding region: 1-366 (121 amino acids)
Source: RefSeq, a predicted model, not a curated record